Messenger RNA from Vombatus ursinus (common wombat), 6659 nucleotides. RefSeq names its product HMG-box containing 4 (gene HMGXB4). The record is from RefSeq and is a predicted model, not a curated record. NCBI's taxonomy places the organism in Eukaryota, Metazoa, Chordata, Mammalia, Diprotodontia, Vombatidae. Bases 160 to 2016 code for a protein of 618 amino acids. The transcript has 11 exons.
CACCCUGUUCUUUCUUAGGCUUUUCCUGAAUAUUCCUGUUCCCACUAUGGAACCUGUUAUCUGGCCUUUUGACGUACAAAUGAGGUUUUGAAGGCCUGGUCCUGUAGCCGGGAAGGAGUCUGGAAACGGCGCCACAUUCUCAAGUCCUGCAGGACGGCCAUGGCUUAUGAUGACUCCAGGAAGAAAGAAGAUUGCUUUGAUGGUGACCAGAGUUUGGAGGACAUAGGACUGGCGGCUGGCCGGAGCCAACGAGAGAAGAAACGUUCUUACAAGGAUCUUUUAAGAGAAGAGGAAGAGAUUGCUGCUCAGGUCAGGAAGUCCUCCAAGAAGAGGUUGAAGGAGAGAGAUCUCUUCUCCCUGGGCACGGACGCGCACAAGAGGAGGAGGAAGCAUUCCUCCGGCGAGUCCUGCUAUGGAGAUCUUUCGCCUUUGGAGUCGUCACAGAAGAAAAAGAAGAAGGUGGUGCCAAGUCCCCCACCCUCCGACACAGCCAUGGACCUGCUGAAGGCCAUCACAUCCCCCCUUGCACCAGGCUCCAAGCCCCCCAGAAAGACUGGGGAGAAAUCCUCAUUUUCUUCCUUUAGUUCCUCAAGCUACUCAGAAAGCAAAAAGGAUCAGCACCCCAGGAAAAAGGGGAGCAGCGGCAGCAGCGGGGAGCUCUCCCUUGAGGACGGUGGCUUCCACAAGGCCAAAAAAAUGAAGCCACUUUAUGUUAAUACGGAGACCUUGACCCUGCGAGAGCCAGAUGGCUUAAAAAUGAAACUUAUUCUCUCACCCAAGGAGAAGGAAGGCAGGACAGGUGAUGAGGAGCCUUUCCAGAACCCUCCUCCACAAGGGACAACAAAAAAGUCCUCCAAGAAAUCAGCUCGAGAUGAGCAGGGCGCUUUCCUCCUUGGGCACGAGCUGCAGAGUUUCCUGAAAACAGCCAGGAAGAAGCACAAGCCGGCCUCAGACCAGCACCCCUCUCCUGGCCCCGAAGGCUUCGGUUCUGACGCGUCCAUCUUUUCAGAACCACACGGCACUGACUAUGAGCUCUCCAACCUCGAGCCUGCCCUGGAGUCGGGCUCAUCCUCGGGGGCCGAGCUGGAGGCCGGUGAGCUGGUGAUUGACGACUCUUACCGGGAAAUCAAGAAGAAGAAGAAAUCAAAGAAGAGCAAGAAGAAGAAGGACAAAGAAAGACACAAGGAGAAGCGACACUCCAAGUCCAAGAAGAGCCCUGCACUUUCCACUGGGACCACAGCCGCGGGAGAAGCCCCAGGUGCGAGCCCCGGGCCCGGGCCCGGGCCCCAGCCCCCAACCAGCACACCUUUCCCAGGAGCUGCACCUGCACCACCACCACCAGUCUUCCAUCCUGAUGGACACAGCGAGAAGAAGAAGAAGAAAGAAGAGAAGGAGAAAGAGAAGGCAGAAAAAGCAGAAAAGCCAAAGAAGAAGAACAUGUCUGCCUACCAGGUGUUCUGUAAGGAGUACCGGGUCACCAUCGUGGCAGAGCACCCAGGAAUAGAUUUUGGGGAACUAAGCAAGAAAUUGGCUGAAGUAUGGAAACAGCUGCCAGAAAAAGACAAACUGGUCUGGAAGCAGAAGGCCCAGUACCUCCAGCACAAACAGAAUAAGGCCGAGGCCACCACGGUGAAGAGGAAGGCGGCCGCCGGCUCCGAGGGGGCCGUGAGAGUCAAAGCUUCUCCUGCUGGAGUGAUGUCGCCUCAUAAAAAGUCCCCUUCCAGCACGGUAGUGUCACCUUCCUCCCCAGCCAAGGUCCCCGAGACAGAUCCCAUCGACGUAGCUGCACACCUUCAACUCCUAGGGGAAUCGCUGAGCCUCAUCGGUCACCGCCUGCAAGAAACAGAGGGGAUGGUGGCCGUUUCUGGAAGUCUUUCGGUUCUUCUUGAUUCUAUCAUUUGUGCUCUCGGCCCUCUGGCCUGCCUGACCACACAACUGCCAGAGCUGAAUGGCUGCCCGAAGCAGGUCCUGUCAAACACUCUGGACAACAUCGCCUACAUCAUGCCUGGACUCUGACAGCUAAGGAUUCUGGGACACAUAUUCGCCCUGCCCCCUUGCUGGCUCCCGUGGACGUGGACUCUUCUAGCACCCUUUGCUGGCUUUUGGGUGUAGGUUUUAAUGUUUUUAAUACGUGUACCAUAUAUACAUAGGAUUGUAACUACCUACUUUUAACCAUUUUAUGGAACGUUGAAGGCUCAGCCAAGGGGAGCCUCGGCUUACACGUGGGUUUGGGUUUUUCAUUUUGUUUUGCUUUUCUUUUCUUCGGUGGUGGAUCAAUCUGCCUUAAAAUCACAGAAACGUGGGGGCCUGGGGGGGUGUUCUGGGCACCGAAGGCACCUCUUUUAUGGACAGAUAAAACAUGGUGGUUUUGUUCCAAGCCGAGUGUUGUCCCCCAGACCCGUCAUUGACCGUUUGCCUUAUCUAUCUUGCAGUCUGAAGUGUACUAGGAAAAAAGGGGAUGGGGAGAGGCGAGAGAAAACACAAAUCCUUUCAACUCGAGGCGACCAUCUCCGCUUCACUCCUAGGUGGGAGAUGACAAAUCAUCUCCAUCCGGAGGGAGAGAACAGGCUUAGGCAAGGGGUAACUGCCCUUGGUCCCAUCGUUAGUACAGAUGGAGGCCGAGCACGUAGGAGAGCCCCAGCCCCUGGGCGUCCCUCGGUGGACUGGUGCCAGAGCUCUUCCUUGAACCGCACUUACUCGGAUACUGUGGCAGAGGGUUGGCGGCUCCAGGGCUGGAAUCCGGACUCAUUGUGCCACGGAGGCCUCCUGAGGGUCACUGCUUCAGGUGCUCCAUGGCAGGAGAAGACAUCCGCCUGCUCAGCGUGGCUCUCCCUGGCGGGCCCACCUUCUGAGCUCUCCUAGCGUGUGAGUGCUGAGCACUCUGCCCUCUGCUCGCAAGGGAGCUGCAGGAACGCACUUGAGUCUUAGGUAGUUUUGUAUAUGUGUGUGUGUGUCUGUGUGCGUGUGCGUUUUAAUCAUGUGUAUUUAACUCUUUAAAAUCUGUUAGUUCUUAAUUUAUCCUGUAAAUUUCUGUAUAUAUAAUUUAAUAACAAAAAACCUCCACCAGCAGCAGCACGUGGAAGAUUCAGAUUUGUUAGAUUUGUUCCUUUUCCCAUCCCCCCCCCCCCCCCCCCCCCGGGCUGCCCUGGAAACCCUAACACACCUGUAGCUUGAGGCAUUUCUUGACAAAGAAGAAUCAUUCCUUCAGGAUUCUGACUCCUCAUGGAAAGAUGUGUGGGCUGUGCUGAAGAUGAAGGGCUAAGCUCUGUGUGUGUGUGUGUGUGUGUGUGUGUGUGUGUGUGUGCGCGCGCGCGCGCGCGUGUGUGUGCGCAUGUGUGACCAUGCCUUCUUAGCUUCAUUUCCAUACAGCCAGAAUAAUUUCACUUUCUCGUAGGAGAGAAAGCAGUUGAAGUUUGGGGGCAGGGGGGGCUGCUGGAGUUAGGUCUGGCCUCUGUGAUCUGGCUCCUCUCCCUGGGCUCCAGCCCAGCAAGUUCAGAGGAAAUUCUUGGGGAGCCUCUGAGGCUCCCCUCCCCCAUCACAUAGCCAUCACAUCACCAAGCUCAGCUUUAGGACAGUCACUGGGAGCUGUAUGCGCAUCCCCUCACCACUCAAAGCUGCUGUGUGGCUUAACCGAAAAACGGGGAGGAAAGGGAAGAGAUGGGAAGCAGCGGGGUUGGCCUCUUGACCCAAAGCUUUGUUGCACACCAGUAAAAGCUUCCAUUUGGACAGGGAGGGAACGCUGAGACUUGGACCCAGAACCAGACAAGGUUCCUUCUAAGUUUGCCAUUUAUAGAGUAAGGAAAUUCCGAUGUGGGCCUAUUCUUUGUUUUUGUUUUGUUUUCAAAACCGAACCCUAUUGUAUUUGUAUUUAAAAUUUGUACACAUUUGUAUAAUAAUCUGUACCUUGUGGCAUUUGGUACUAUUAGAGGGAAAUCUUUGGAUUCAGACCUACUUCCAGUUUUUAUAUCAUUGCUUUGGUUUGGUUUUUUAAACAAAUCCUAGUGGUUUGGUCCAAAUCCCAUUAAAGUUGUAUAAAGAAAUAAAAUUUUGUACUUAUAUAUUAAAAAAAAAAACCCACAUUUUUAAUAUCUGGAGUUCUGUCUCAUCUGUUUUCCCUGUGCUACCAAGCAAUAGGUGUUAGACCCUUUUUCAGAACUCAUACCACACCCCACUUCUCUUUCCCACUGAGAAUUCCGUCCUCUUUUUCUAAUAGAAUGUCAUCCCUGGCCAUUUUCCUGACACCCCCCCCCCGCCUGUAUGUCAGGUUUCACAUUGUGAGAAUACUUGUUUCUCCUGUCCAUGUGCCAAGGACAGGGAAUCGUAACAGUCUAGGGAAAAUGUCCCUGCUUAGUAAAAACUCACUUUUUUUUCUAGUGCUUUACCAAGCACUUUACCCACAGCAUGAAUAAGGGAACGGAGGCUGAUCUGCCCCGGUCAGUCACACAGCUAGUGUCAGGGCCAGAAUCCAAACUGGGAUCUUCUGACAGUCGCAUUACUUGGCCUCUCUCUCCACAUUAGUUUCCUCAUCCCUAAAAUGAGAGUUCUGCAUCAUGACCUGUGAGGUCCUUUCCAGUUCGAGGGCCGUGAUCCUGUUAACUCCCCAAUGGGCCUCCUUUUCCACCUUCCCCUGUUGCUUCUCUUUAUGCUGAAUAGCUGGUUGGUGCAACUGGGGACCAAAGCAUCCUGACGUUUGCAGAGCAUCAGCUGCCUCAUCCCCUCCCCAGGCCUGUGGCUGGCAGAAGGUCCCUGGUGACUUCAUUGAGAGACUGCAGCAUUAGGCAGUGAUUAGCGUCUACAUGUGGCCCAGUCUUGGCCCAUCCCAGAUGGCUUCAGGGAACCUCCCUUCCUCAUCUUUCAGUGUUCAUGCUCAUGGAUUUCUUUCUCUCCCCAUAAUGGGAAUAUUGAGAUUUGUCUAAAAAGCUGAAAAUGCUGGACAUGAACAUUACUCAUGGUCACAACAGAGUAGAGAUAACACAAGGCCGAGGGGAAGAGAAAUUGUGUCUUCUAUUGACUGGACCUAUGAUUUCCCUCCUAUCAGUGCAAAUCAGCACCUUCUCUGACACUUAAUAGUCUUAAGAGAGUUAUCUAGAGUCACAGCCAGGAUAUACCAAAGGCAAGAUCUGAACCCAGGUCUUCCUAUCUCUGAGGCUAGCUCCAACGACUAAAUAAUACUGCCUCCCGUGCCUUUGUCAAGGCUUAAAAUUGAAUUUAUCUCAUUAAGCCCCUUCCGUGUAUCUUCAAGGCCACAAGGACAGUCCCUACCCUCAAAGAGCUAACAUUCUACCAGAGGCAGGGUGUAAUGUGCAGAAAUAAAUACAAAGCAUUUGAUUAGAGAGGCCUAUAGAGGGAGCAGCCGAACUGUGCUUGUCCUUUGAAACAAGCUGGGAGUUCUAAAGGUCUAGGCCAAGGGAGUGUAUUCCAGGCGUAGGAGACCACCUCACGUAGCCAUGGGAGGGAUGUUUGGGACUGGGGAGCAGGACUGGGCAACUGGUACAAAGAGAGAGGAAACCAUAGACAUAGAAAGUCAUCUAGGGGAGAAGCUGAUCAUGGAGGGAUCCUUGCUUGAAUGAUUUCCUUCCCCAGUAUCUCCAUGAGUGACUGUGGAAACUAGCCAGGAUUCAUUAAUCAAACAAUAAAUGUGUGUAGACCACCUUGCUGGGCUCUAGCUGGGAAGAAGAAGGUUUGGAUCAGACUGUCUUUCCUCUGCCCUCGUGGAACGUACAGGGUAGCAGAGGGAUGUCUACACACAGCCAGACACUAGGUCAAAUGAAUUCAAGAGUUGUAGGAAGUUUGUCAUCAGAGGCCCAAGGGGAAAGAGGGCUGCUGACUUCCUUGGUUUUAAGUCCUGCGAUCUCCCAUGUUCGGCUCUGAGCUCUUUGAGACAAGGGACUAUGUCACUCUUUCUUCAUAUCCCCAGCAUUUAGCAUAGUGCCAGGCACACAAACACCUAAUAAAUGCUUGUUGACAUUACCACUUGUGGAAUCCUGGUUUCCUUCAAAACUCAGUUCAUGCAUCGAGUCUGGGAAGCCUUUUCUGAUCCGCUCAGUGGUAGCCUGCUCCAUCCCUAAAGGACCUCACAUUCAUUUUGUAUGUAUUCUGCAUAAAUACUUGUGAGUCCUUGUGUCUUCCGCCCACACACCCCCAUUAGAAUGUAAGCUUUGUCUUUCCCCUUGGUCUCUAUCCUGAGUGCCAAGUACAGGGACUCCCUAGAACAUUGGAGGUUUCAUAAAUGCCUUAUGAUUGAUUAAUUGAUCCUCUGGUCCCACUCCAUUCCCACCCCUCAGCUUAUAAGUGAAUGACUUGCCCAGGGUUGUCUACAAGUGGCAUCUAAGCCAGGGCUCUAUCUACCAUGCUGCCUCCUCCUCAUGUCCUUGAAGGUUUCUGGUGCUGUCUUGAGUGACUGUUUUGUGAGUGGUGCUAUCGAAAUAGGGAAACAGAGCCAGUCACUUGAUGAGGACAAGGGUAACAGAAAGCAGGCCCCUCACACCGUGGACCUGGUAUGCCCAAAAUUUUAAAAGGAACACCUUUACUCAUUUGGUCACUCCUACGUGGAGGACUUGUGGAAAGACAGAGGCAGGAAUUCAAUCAGUCAUCAUUUAUCAAGUGCCUACUGUAUGCCAGACACUGUCCUAAGCCCUGGAGAUACAAAAAGAGGCAAA